UCUAAUCCUAAGUACAACUUACUUAGAGUCAGUAGAGUAAUGGAACUGAGUAAAAAGAGACAUGCCCAUACGAAAACUACUAUUACUGAUUACAGUGCUACUAACAUUCGUCUUACUGGUAGAAAGAGCCUCUAGUCAUGUAAAGAAAAAUUUUGCGAAUAUAACGGAUUCUAAUAUAUAUAACAUCAGCAGAGAAUCAAAUAUUACAAGUUUUAGACGAAUGAGGACUAGAAAGCUUAGUAAAAUUAUCCCAAUCGAAGUAAAGAAAUCCGUUGUAAAAAGAUCAUCAGCUGGUCGAACAGAUCAAAGAUUAAAAAGAAAGCUUCAAGUGAGAGUAUGUCCAAGAACAAUGAUACCACUCAGGAAUAUCAGCAAGGAGCGGCUUUUGGGCGUUUGGUAUGCCUAUGCCACAACUCCAUUAGAUAUUCUUCAAUAUCAACGUCGGUGCACAUCCUACAACGUGAUGAACAAUCCAUAUUUCAAUACCAACAUACUUUAUACGGAUUAUAAUCAUCUUUGCAUAACAUAUUCUUGUCUGCUCAACAAAAAUACAGGUUUACAUGAUAUAAAACUUCGCAUUCUAACCCGUACACGGAUACCCAUGGCAAAAACUUUACGAACUAUAAGUGAUUUUUUGUCGAAAAUCAGAUUUCCUAUUACCGAUUUGGAUUGGUUGAAAACCGAAGCAUUUUGUUUUGAGUGGUAUCAAUUGAAUUUCGAAUUAUACCCCAGACCUGGACGUUUUCAAGCACCUUGGGGUAUCGAUCCCAUACGUGAUUAAUAUAAAUAUACAUUUAACAUAAUUAAAUAAGAAAUCAUACAAAUACAUUGAGACAUAUGUAGAACAUUAA
Messenger RNA from Drosophila willistoni, 851 nucleotides. RefSeq lists its product as uncharacterized. Bases 62 to 781 code for a protein of 239 amino acids. Lineage: Eukaryota; Metazoa; Arthropoda; Insecta; Diptera; Drosophilidae. The transcript has 5 exons. The record is from RefSeq and is a predicted model, not a curated record.